This is a messenger RNA of Leucoraja erinaceus (little skate), 3085 nucleotides long. It is a transcript of the gene naga, whose product is annotated as N-acetylgalactosaminidase, alpha. The record is from RefSeq and is a predicted model, not a curated record. NCBI's taxonomy places the organism in Eukaryota, Metazoa, Chordata, Chondrichthyes, Rajiformes, Rajidae. The transcript is spliced from 9 exons. Bases 210 to 1478 code for a protein of 422 amino acids. Gene Ontology annotation, cellular component: cytoplasm. Gene Ontology annotation, biological process: glycosylceramide catabolic process; glycoside catabolic process; oligosaccharide metabolic process. Gene Ontology annotation, molecular function: alpha-galactosidase activity.
CAACAAAGAUCCUAUACCGGAUCUUUGGCUGGCAGUAAAGUCACCUGAUAGUGGAGCUUCAACCAAAGAUCAUAUUCCACUCUACGAUCUUUGGCUUCAACUGUUUGCAACUGCUGGGCUGAAACUCGCCAACAACUAUUGGGAACAACGUAUACAGUUCCUUCCUCCACGUCCAGUUGCCGAAGGCUGUGAGCGGCUGUCUCUGAGCGAUGGAGUUUCUGGUUGUGCCUGUCGUGUUGCUGCUUGCCUCUUGCGUGCUGACCCUGGACAACGGCCUAAUGAGGACCCCCCCCAUGGGAUGGCUGGCCUGGGAGCGCUUCCGCUGCAACAUUGACUGCAACGCGGACCCCAAAAACUGCAUCAGUGAGCGCCUAUUCAUGGACAUGGCAGACCGGUUGGCAGAGGACGGCUGGAAGGAGCUUGGGUACCAAUACAUCAACAUAGAUGAUUGCUGGGCAGCAAAGCAGAGGGAUUCUCAGGGGCUGCUGGUGGCCGAUCCUUUCCGAUUCCCCAGUGGAAUUAAAGCUUUGGCUCAAUAUGUCCACUCUAAGGGUUUGAAGCUGGGCAUUUAUGGAGACCUGGGCACGUUCACCUGCGGGGGCUACCCUGGCACCACUCUGGACAUGAUCGACACGGAUGCUCGCACCUUCGCCUCAUGGGGAGUGGACAUGCUGAAGUUGGAUGGAUGCUACUCUAACUCGUCCGAGAAGGCCAUGGGUUAUCCACUGAUGUCGAGGGCAUUGAAUGCCACAGGGCGUCCAAUUGCCUUCUCCUGUAGCUGGCCAGCGUACGAAGGGGGAUUACCGCCUCGGGUGAACUACACUCUGCUGGGGGAGAUCUGCAAUCUGUGGAGGAACUACGAUGAUAUCAGCGACUCGUGGGAGAGUGUCCGGGGCAUCAUCAACUGGUACGGGGCUCACCAAGACAUGCUGCAGCCGGCAGCCGGCCCGGGGAGGUGGAACGACCCAGACAUGUUAAUUAUUGGCAACUUUGGCCUGAGCCACGAGCAGUCCAAGUCGCAGAUGGCUCUCUGGGCCAUUCUCGCUGCUCCCCUCUUCAUGUCCAACGACCUACGGACAAUCUCCAGGCCAGACAUGUACAUCCUACAGAACAAGCUGCUGAUCAGGAUUAGCCAGGAUCCGCUGGCGAUUCAGGGCCGUAUGCUACUGCAGGGUAAGAACGGGAUUCAGGUGUGGAUGCGGCCACUGUCCUCGGCGACCAUGGCCAUCGCUUUCUUCAGCCAGCGCACUGACAUGCCUUACCACUACACCACGUCUCUCAGCCAGCUCAACAUCACUGCUCCAAAGAUAUUCUCGAUGCUGGAUGUUUAUUCGGGCCGGGGCUACCACAACCUGGAAUUUGACAGCAAGUUCACUGUCACCGUCAACCCAAGCGGAGUGGUUAUGCUCUACAUGUAUCCAGGAGAGCAGCAGCAGCAACCGAACAGAAAGGCCGAAGCCUACCCAGUGUUGCUGUGAAGGGGCCUCCAUCACCACGGCAACUGAAGGCCCAAAGCCUGUUGCUGUGAAGGAGCCUCCAUCACCACGGCAACAGAAGGCCCAAAGUCCACCCUCUGCUGCACUGAAGCAGCUUUAAUCGCUAUGGAGGUAUCUGGUCUUCAAUUCCACUUUGGUGUAUUAACUCUUUGAAUGCACAUUUGAUUUGCAAAUUGAGCAUAUUUCAUGCUUUUAUGAUUGGGCUUUUCAGAAGGGGUUGCUAUUCCCUUUUGCCUCUUUUGAUGGUUUAUGUUUAAUUCAGCCUUCCUGUGAUUAUGCUGCUUCUGCUGGUCAAAAGGCUAAGCAGUCAAUUUGGAAUUUCUGCACUAGAUUUCAUGGUCACUGCUGAACAGCGAAUGUUCAGACUCUCAGGUAAAAGUACUCAUCUCUAUAGGGAGGCUAUUCAGCCCAUCUUAGGUCGGACCAACCCCAAUUCCUCCAUACUCAUGUGUAGGAAGGAACUUCACAUGCUGCUUUCAACCAAAGAUAGACACAAAGCUGGAGUAACCUCUGUGGGUCAGACAGCAUCUCUGGCGGAAAGGAAUUGGUGACGUUUCAGGUCGAGACCCUUUUCAGACUGAGAGGAAGUCAGAUGAAGGGUCUCAACCUGAAACGUCACCUAUUCCCUUUUCUCCAGAGACGCUGUCUGACCGGCUGAGGUUACUCCAGCUUUUUGUGCCUAUCCUACCAUCCAGUAAAUGGGUACAAUCAAACCCUGCACAAGUAUAACAGAUGGGGCAAAGAGCAUCAUUAACUCAGUGCAGAAAUUGGUGUUACAGCUGCAGCAAAAAGUACAGAUAAAAAAGCCACUAGACAUGAUGGCGUGAUAGCACAUUGGGCGUUUUUCACUUCACUUAAAGGGUGAUAGCUGUAAGUAUGAGGGAACAUAAUUGCUGUCCUUGAACCAUGCCUAUCCUUGAAGCUGAAGACACAGAAUGUGGGCAAUGGGUCCCUUGAACUGGUAUUGUUUGAAAGAGUUGACUGUUUGUUAACCACACAUGGAUUCUGCACAUUUUUCCAAUUCCAUUAUUUGUCUGGGAAGGAACUGCAGAUGCUGGUUUACACCACGGAUAGACACAAAAUGCUGGAGUAACUCAGCUGGUCAGGCAGCAUCUCUUGAGAAAAAGAAUGGGUGUCUUAUCAUGUCAGAACCCUUCUUCAGACUGAAGAAGGAUUCCGACCCGAAGCAUCAUCUAUUCUUUUUCUCCGGAGGUGCUGCCUGACCCGCUGAGUUACUCCAGCAUUUUGUGUCUAUCCGUGGUGUAAACCAGCAUCUGCAGUUCCUUCCCAGACAAAUAAUUUUGUGUCUACAUUUUUUUUUUAAUCCCAAGUUUCCCAAAACCUCCAGUUGAGGCUAACUCCCGUAUUACAUAAAUCUUCUCUUUACUGAACAAGACCCUGGGAUUAAUUGUGAAUUAUCCCACACCAUUGCAGCCACAUUGUGGUGGUGUUGAAAGAUUAAAUGGUGGUGGGUCGAUUGCCAAAGGGUGAGUUUACAAAGGGAUAGCAAAAAUGAGCUUAUUGUUUUUAAAUCAACUUGUUGCUUCUGUGAAUUUGUAUUUUUCAAUAAAAUGUUACCAUGUUCUGUU